This is a messenger RNA of Salvia miltiorrhiza (redroot sage), 1384 nucleotides long. RefSeq names its product 14-3-3-like protein D. NCBI's taxonomy places the organism in Eukaryota, Viridiplantae, Streptophyta, Magnoliopsida, Lamiales, Lamiaceae. The record is from RefSeq and is a predicted model, not a curated record. Gene Ontology annotation, cellular component: cytoplasm. The transcript is spliced from 4 exons. Bases 431 to 1168 code for a protein of 245 amino acids. Gene Ontology annotation, biological process: signal transduction.
GUGUACUCGCCGCCACGCUUCACUUAUCUUUUCAUAUUUUUUAAGUAUUUCACAGCAUCUCUGCCUUUUCUAAAAUUGAUCACAGUUUAUUUCUAGAUACUGUUAAUUUAUACCAAUCAAUCUCUAAUCUACUACUUAUGUUGUAGUCAGUAAUUCAAACAUACAUACCUGUUAACGUCUUAAAGAAAAAUCGAUAAUAUUUCCAGUGAAAAAAAUGGAAAAUAAAAAUAUCCAGGUCAUCUCUAACAGCAAGCAGGCGUGACUUGGACGCGCCGGCAGCGCCCAGUAAAACUCAAAAUAUCUUAGCCCUACCCAGCUCACUCCCUCAUCACACACACACAUUCCUUUAUACCUCCCUCCGUAUAUAUAUUAGGAUUCAAUCCCAAUUUCCCCCAAAUUUCAUCACCAGAAUCUCAAUCCCCAUUUUACGAUGCCUCUGACAAGGGAGCAGUACCUCUACAUGGCGAAGCUGGCGGAGCAAGCCGAGCGCUACGAGGAGAUGGUCCUGUACAUGGACAGCCUCGUGGCCUGCGCCGCUGGCUCCGAGCUCAACGUGGAGGAGCGCAACCUCCUCUCCGUCGCCUACAAGAACGUCAUCGGCUCUCUGCGAGCGGCGUGGCGCAUCGUCUCCUCCAUCGAGCAGAAGGAGGAGGGCCGCAAGAACGACGACCACGUCCCGCUCGUCAAGGACUACAGAUCUAAGGUCGAGGCCGAGCUCUCGCAGGUCUGCGCCGGAAUCCUCAAACUCCUCGCCGAUUAUUUGAUCCCAUCGGCUGCUUCCAGCGAGUCCAAGGUCUUCUACUUGAAGAUGAAGGGAGAUUAUUAUAGGUAUCUAGCGGAGUUUAAGGCUGGAAAUGAGCGCAAGGACGCGGCUGAGGAUACUAUGCUCUCCUACAAAGCUGCUCAGGAUAUCGCACUUGCUGAUCUUGCACCCACUCAUCCUAUACGGCUGGGCUUGGCACUGAACUUCUCGGUCUUUUACUAUGAAAUUCUUAACUCGUCAGAGAAAGCUUGCAGCAUGGCAAAACAGGCUUUCGAAGAAGCUAUUGCUGAGUUGGAUACCUUGGGGGAAGAGUCGUACAAGGAUAGCACCCUCAUUAUGCAGCUUCUGAGGGACAAUCUCACUCUUUGGACCUCAGAUAUGCAGGAUCAAAUUGACGAGUCUUGAAGCGUCUGCUCCUCAAGGAGGUGGGCUUGAAUGUCAUAAUGUAUCUGUAAUUUGCAUAUAUACGACUUUGUAGUUUGCAUAUUGUGUUAUUUUCUUCAGACUCCCUUAAUUAUUCAAACUUGCAUUUUCACUUUUUAAAUAGAGUUUGUAGCUUAUGAUCAACUGCAGCAAUGGCAACCAAUAUCAAUCCCCAUCUGAUUGAUUUUUGUUGUUUGA